This is a messenger RNA of Aureococcus anophagefferens, 312 nucleotides long. RefSeq lists its product as hypothetical. The annotation marks the transcript as partial. NCBI's taxonomy places the organism in Eukaryota, Pelagophyceae, Pelagomonadales, Pelagomonadaceae. The transcript has a single exon. The record is from RefSeq and is a predicted model, not a curated record. Gene Ontology annotation, molecular function: protein binding.
CUGCAUCUCGCGGCGUCCGAAGCGCUUGCGGGGAUGUGCGAAAUUCUCUUGGCCGAAGGAGCAGACACAAACAUUCAGUCCACAAUAGACGGCGCUUUCUCACUCCAUCACGCCGCUCAAAUUUGCAGCACUGCCUGCGUGCGUCUUCUUCUGCGUGCGGGCACAGACGUGAACGCUCGAGAGCACAAUUUCCUGACUCCUCUUCACUUUGCGUCUAGCAAAGGACGCGUUGAUGCCGCCAAGCUCCUCAUCGCCGCCGGCGCAAAUCUGGAAGCGAGGGACCGACAGGGUACCACCCCGCUGCGUCUUGCC